This is a messenger RNA of Glarea lozoyensis ATCC 20868, 648 nucleotides long. RefSeq names its product Osmotin, thaumatin-like protein. The transcript has 3 exons. The record is from RefSeq and is a predicted model, not a curated record. The coding region runs from base 1 to 648 and encodes 215 amino acids. NCBI's taxonomy places the organism in Eukaryota, Fungi, Ascomycota, Leotiomycetes, Helotiales, Helotiaceae.
AUGCGUUCUUACACAGCACAAGCUUUGGCUUUACUUGUCGCUUCGGCUUCAGUUGCUAACGCUCGCAUUACAAUCAAGAAUAGUUGUUCUUAUCCCGUUUAUGUGAAGGAGAGCAACGCCAUCAUCAACCAGCAACCAGGCUUUGCGUGCGAUAUGGGUCCUAAUAAAGGCCCUUGCCCCGCCCAGGCCACAAUGACUGAGCCAUGGACAGUUCAGGGAGGCAGCUCGACCAGUCUUGAAAUCCAUCCUAAAGGUGCAACAUCUGUCAAGAUAUCUAAAGACAACGAUUGGAUCACACCCAAGGUAACUCAGUUCGAGUAUAACCAGGAUCCAGAUAAGUUCUGGUGGGAUGUCAGCGACAUCGAUGGAGAUGGAAGGGCCCGCGCUGGAAGUCCGUUUUUCAGUGAGAAUGUCAUGGCCUGGACGGAUGGAGAUGUAGGAGAUUCAAAGACUUGCAUUCCAGUUAAGUGCAAGAAGAACGAGAUGUGCAAGGACGCCUAUCAGUUUCCUGACCAGAAGGCAACUCAUUCUUGCCCUGCUCACACAAACGACUUCACAAUGGAAUUCUGCGUCUCAGAUGCUGAUUUCGAUGCCAAGCAACUUCCACAAGCAUUUGUUGGCAGACGAUCAGUAUCUUUCGUCGCUUAG